CUCAGCUGACUGUCAUCACCCGACACCAGGUCCACUCAACAUACACACCGUUCGGCUUAUAUGGACCCGCUGAGGACGCGACGGAACCGGCUGAUGUGUGUGUGACGCGGGCGCUGUCCGCGGUGCUGAAACAUGUUGAAGUCAUCUGACUGGAGGUACGGCAGCUGCAAUGGCUCAUACAGAUGGUUGCUGGUUUGACUGACGCUCAGGUUCCUGCAGGAUGGGCAGUGUUGGCAGCGGGGUGGCUGGCGAGCAGGAGUUUGCCAUGAAGAGCGUGGGCACACGUACCACCCUCCCCCGUGGUCCGCCACUCUCCCGCCGCGGGCCUGCUGACCGCAGCUACAGCGCCGAGCGUCUCCACGCGCCCCCAUCCACCUCGGAGGGCUCCAGCGAUGAGCGAGGGAGCAGCAGCAUCACCACGGAUCGAGUCCAGCUCAACAGCGCCUCCUCUCACCUGGAGCGGCUUCCCACCAACUGCAAUGGGCUGGAGGGUAACGGCGCACGCCGCAGGGAUGGACACAGAGCGGGAGGAGGGAUAUCUCUAGACGUCUGCAGUAACGUCGUGGGUCAUGGUGGUGUGAAGAAUCGUGAUGUCGUGGCACCAGUGAAGGGUAGAAGCGGCAACAAUACCAAGAGAGACAGUCGCACACCACCCAAGAUUCUCACCGUCUCUGGAAAACUCGAGCAGAACACUUCUGCGCUGAUUCGCCCCUCUGCCUUCAAACCCGUUGUGCCCAAGAGCUUUCACUCCUUGCAGAACCUGGUUGGUCAGUCUGGAAGCGGAGCUCGUUCUGCUGGGAGCGGAGAUGGCUCUGAUGCCCCACAGUCCCUCUGUGAGCAGGACAGUCCAGAUAGAGACCCCUCCAGUGGGACUGAUGGCCAGGGCGGCAUGUCUGACUCGGGACGGAACUCUCUGACCAGUUUGCCCACUUACGCGGGGCCGGGUUUGAGUUACGGACCCCCGCAAGCUCUCGGCCCGCUCAGUGCCUCGACCAGUCACAUCAACCGACUGGGCACCACAGCGGCGGCGCUGGAUAAAGUGGACAAACCGAAGUAUCAGAACGGCCUGAGUGUGUCAGACAGCAGCCAGUCCUCCACUGGCAAGAGCUGCUUGUCCUAUCGGAGACUCUGUCAUCUGACCAACGACACUGGAAUGGUCCAGCCCUCGGCAUCCACUGAUGACAUCAUCCAAGACCUGGCGGACAGACUCUGGGAGAAGGAACAGGAGGUGUUGCACAUGCGUCGUAACCUGGACCAGAGCGAGGCGGCCAUCGUGCAGGUGUUUGAGGAGAAACAGCGCGUGUGGAAGCGUGAGAUGGAGGAGUUGAGGCAGAACUACGUCGGGCGUCUGCAGCAGGUGACCCGUCGGGCUCAGCGCACCCAACAAGCUCUGCAGGCACACAUCGCCCGUCUGCAGCAGGAUAAAGGGCGACUGCAGGAGGAGGUCAGCGCUCUGCUCGCCCAGAGAGAGGAGCUGGAGAGAAAGUGUCUGGAUUACCGAAAGGAGCAGGCCGAUAUUCUGCCCCGUCUGGAGGAGACCAAGUGGGAGUUGUGUCAGAAAGCAGGUGAGAUUUCUCUGCUCAAGCAGCAGUUGAGAGAGAGUCAGAACGAGGUGACCCAGCGGGUGGGCGAGAUGGUGGCCCUCAGGGGUCAAGUGAAGGAACUGAACGCCCAGCUGAAGGAGAGAGAGGAGACCAUGAUCAGCCUGAAGGACUCAUACACCAACAAGAGCCGAGAGCUGGAGAGAUGUGAGGGAGAACUCAAGAGAAUGCUGACAGAGGUAUCAAUGCUACGUGACAAGCUGGUUGUGUUUGAAGCUGAGGUUCUGGGUCUCAAACACGCUCUGAGUGAGCUGAGCUGCAGAAACGAUCGCGCCGUCGGUCUGAGUCGCAUCAGUGGCAGUAGCAGUUUACCAUGGGCCGGCCUCCACUCUCCCUGCACGGCCGAUGCCCUUACCGCGCUCACACCCCUCAGCGCUACCGUCGACACUUUCCUGAGCCUGCAGAGCGACGAGGCCAAAGCGCAACGGCAGGAGGCGGGGGAACUGCGGCAUCAGCUGGAGUGCCUGCAGGGGGAGCUGCACCUUGAGCAACAGCAGCGAGAACGACAAGCGCUCACCUUCACUCAAGAGCGCCACACCUGGCAGGACGAGAAAGAGCGCGUGCUGAAGUAUCAGGCGCAGCUCCAGCUCAGUUACGUGGAAACACUGCAGAAGAACCAGGCGCUGGAGGAGCGCAUUGGGCAGCUCGGUGUUAAACUCGCCAUGACGCCCAGCUCACCGCCACCCGUCAGUCUCUCCAUCCCUGUCCCAGUAACCGUCACUCUGUCGCCGACCGUAGACGAUCCCAAACCUUCGGCACUACACCAGCUUGCUCCACCGUGGCCGGGGCCUACUCGCUUGGAGCGGAUCGAGUCCACAGAGAUUUAACAUUUGCUCAAUAUAGACAAAUAAAAUUAAGUUCAUGAGUUCUGUCUAAAGACCCAAACAGGCACUACAGACUGCAGAGAUGGGAGCUGUUUUUCUCCAAGAGAACAAAGUAAAAUGCAGUUAAUUUGCUGGUGAUAUAAAAGUGACCCUGUCAGAUACAAACGCACAUAUUUCUCCAGCAUUUAAGAAGCUGAGCUUUUGACAUUUCUCCGUUUAAAACUAAAAGCAACAGUGAUAUUAAAAAACUAGUUGACCCCAAAAUUCUGUCAUUAUUUACUCCAAACCUGUAUUCUAAUAUUUUUAUAUGUGUAACAAAAAAGGACGAUUUUUGAAGAAUCUUUAGACAGCUCUUUUUCAUACAACGCAUGUGACCAACAGUGUACAAAGUCUAAUCUAAUUACUUUUGGUGAUGAUUGUAAUCAGAUUAUGGUUACUGGCUUUAAUUUAAUUACUUAUGUUACACACUUCUGGAAUAAUAUUAUUUAUGUAGAAUACAUUUAAAACAUAAAUUAUGUUCAUAUGUAUGUGUGCGACAGCUGAAGGAAAAUAAACAA
Messenger RNA from Xyrauchen texanus (razorback sucker), 2982 nucleotides. Its product is annotated as leucine zipper putative tumor suppressor 3-like. The record is from RefSeq and is a predicted model, not a curated record. The coding region runs from base 221 to 2428 and encodes 735 amino acids. Gene Ontology annotation, cellular component: dendritic spine. Gene Ontology annotation, biological process: regulation of dendritic spine morphogenesis. The transcript has 6 exons. NCBI's taxonomy places the organism in Eukaryota, Metazoa, Chordata, Actinopteri, Cypriniformes, Catostomidae.